Messenger RNA from Desarmillaria tabescens, 1266 nucleotides. RefSeq lists its product as uncharacterized. Bases 1 to 1059 code for a protein of 352 amino acids. The transcript has 5 exons. Lineage: Eukaryota; Fungi; Basidiomycota; Agaricomycetes; Agaricales; Physalacriaceae. The record is from RefSeq and is a predicted model, not a curated record.
AUGUUCGACUUUUACCUGCCGCCGGAAUCGCCUUUGCGUCGUCCCUCCAAGUCUUUACUUGUGGAACAGAGUCUUGCCGCUAUCAAGGCCUCGGGGUCAUCAACCGCCGACUCUUCUCAACCUGUAGCUCCUUCAACGAAUAUUGAAGAGGUACGCGAUCGUACUCCUUUAUUCUUUCCUGGCACCGACGAUGAGCAGGAUACGACUGUCCCUAAGGCCAGAACUCCGCCGGCGCCUCCUGAAGACGAGGUUAUGGACGUCGACUCGCCUCCUCCAACUCGUCGUAUUGUCAAGACCUUAAAACCGGCGCCCAAUCCUGUCUUCGAGGACUCGGUCCCUGAUAACGAUGAUACGAUCGUUAUUGAUUCACCAAGGAGCAAGGACAACAAACCUCGACCGCGACCAAUUACCAAGACAGUCCCAGAAAUGCCAGAUGCUCAUCGUGGCCGUGGACGAGGCAAGGGAGAACCUCCCCAUCCUUCUAGAGGAAUCUCUGGAGGAGGGUUUGGCGAACGCGUUCCAGAGGGUAUGGAAGAAGUGCCCAAUCCUCGUUCUGCGUUGGGGGUGCUCGUUCUUUCCAAGGACUUUGGCAAAUAUGUCGAGGUUGACGGACGACUUUGGGCUGCAGAUAUUGCUCCCUUCGUUGUAGAGGAGUAUUCGUACCCUUGCGACCAGUGCAAGAAAGCUGGGACGCAUUGCCGGGCCCUGCAGCGAUCGGGGUGCAUCUGUGCGCGCUGCGUUUAUACCAAGGGACUUUGUACGUUCAACGGCAAGAAAUUGCUGCGCCCUCGUAUCCCGUAUCGUCCGGAUGCUGAGCAAUACGAUGCCAUUGUUGGCGCUCGCAAUCUCAUCAAUCAGCACAUGGACGCUAUCUCUCGCAUUAUCCGCGACAUCUUCCUGGCCUCAAAUUUGCAGGAGCAUGUGUCUGGCCUUUGGGACUGCGUCAAUUCGUUAUGGGGUGUUGAAGCUCUGGCUAAGGUCAUGGAUGGGGUCGAAGGGGGUGAAACGUCGGGCAUCGAGGAGGUUGAAGAGAACGAGGCUGGCCCUUCUACGGUUUAAUCACAAGUUGAUUAUGCCCGCGCGUAGGAGUACAGGGUCUUGCCACUCUUCUGUUUCGAGUCUGUGGCUUUGGCGUAGGGAUUUCUUGGGAGCUUGACUCCGUAUUAUAUUUUGAAUGGACUUGAAUAUCGCGCGCCCUUAGGGGCAAAAUGUUAUAUCGUAGCUUGCAUGUACUCGUCCCAAGGACGUUAAACAAAAUAAAUAGUC